Molecule: messenger RNA, 1427 nt
Organism: Larimichthys crocea (large yellow croaker)
Lineage: Eukaryota; Metazoa; Chordata; Actinopteri; Sciaenidae
Product: zona pellucida sperm-binding protein 3
Exons: 8
Coding region: 58-1371 (437 amino acids)
Biological process (GO): binding of sperm to zona pellucida; positive regulation of acrosome reaction; egg coat formation
Cellular component (GO): extracellular matrix
Molecular function (GO): acrosin binding
Source: RefSeq, a predicted model, not a curated record
UUCAACCAUCCCUGCAGCACCUAGUGAACUGUGUAGAUCGCUUGUUGUUGUGAAGCCAUGAUGAUGAAGCAUACUGCUGUGUGCCUUCUGGCACUGGCCUUGCUUGGCAGCUUUUGUCAUGCACAAUUUGGCGAUUACAAGCCUUCAAAACCUAGAUAUCCAAAGCCAUCGCCACCUGUGAGACAGGAGCCCACCAAACAGUUGCCUCAACAUCCCCAACAGACAAAGCAAGAAUUUGAGAAACCACUCACCUGGAAAUACCCUGAGGAUCCCCAGCCUGAAACCCCACCUGAUGUGCCUUUCGAGAUCAGACAUCCUAUCGCUGUUGCAACUGUUGCUGUUGAGUGCAGAGAGAUGGACGCUCACGUGGAAGCCAAGAAGGACUUGUAUGGAAUCGGUCAGUUCAUCAAUCCUAAUGACCUUACCCUGGGACCCUGCAAUGCUGUUGCAGAGGACAAUGCCGCUCAAGUGUUGAUCUUUGAAUCUGAACUGCAUGCAUGUGGCAGCACAUUAAUGAUGACAGAAGAGUCCCUCAUCUACACCUUUAGUCUGAACUAUAAUCCCCAACCUGUGGGCUCUUCUUCUGUGGUGAGGACCAGCCCUGCUGUUAUAAUUGUGGAAUGCCACUACCCAAGGAAGCACAAUGUGAGCAGCCUUCCUCUUGAUCCUCUGUGGAUCCCGUUCUCUGCUGUUAAGGUAUCAGAGGAAUUCUUAUACUUCACCCUGAAACUCAUGACUGAUGACUGGCUAUAUGAGAGGCCAAGCUACCAGUACUUCCUGGGAGACUUAAUUAAUAUUGAGGCACUGGUCAAGCAGUACUACCACGUGCCCCUCCGUGUGUAUGUGGACAGCUGUGUUGCUACUCUUUCAGCUGACAUGAACUCCAGCCCCAGAUAUGCUUUCAUUGAGAACCAUGGAUGUUUGAUUGAUGCUAGGCUCACAGGCUCUAGCUCCAAGUUCAUGGAUCGCACUGCAGAGAACAAGCUUCAGUUCCAGUUGGAGGCCUUCAGGUUCCAGGGAAGUGAAAGCGGACUGCUCUACAUUACCUGUCACUUGAAAGCAACAUCUGCUGCCUACCUCAUCGAUGGGGAACACAGAGCUUGUUCCUACAUCAAUGGGUGGAAGGAGGCCAGUGGUGCUAAUGCAGCUUGUGGCUCCUGUGAAUCUGGCGGAUUUGAAUCUGCUAGCUCUUCAUCUGGUGUAGUUGGGGCUGGGGCAUCAACUGGUGCCUGGGGUUCUGGAAGUGGAUCUGGUGGUAGUCUGGCUCAUCCUGGAAGGAAGAUCCGUGAUGUGACUCACACUGAAAUUUCCGAAUGGGAAGGUGACGUCACCCUGGGUCCCUUCGUCAUUGGAGAGAAAGUGGUUGCUUAACUCAAUUCCCUGCCAUGGCUAUGACCAUCAAAAUAAACAAUAUCACUGGUUCACAA